AUGUCGAGUGCAGACACUGAUACAACAUUGUAUAUUCGUAGAAAACAUUCACCUCCCCCUAGUGUUCUUUUAUUAACAAAACCAAAUGAUAAUAAUUAUGAUUAUAGUAGUAUUAUUUCAAAUGGCACUCAUCAGCCAACAAAUAUUAUUGAUUUACAUGUUAAGAAUUCGGAUGUUCAAGACACGUCAAAUUUAUCAUUUACUUGGCAACGAUAUUCUAAGAAAAGUGGUCGAAUAAGUCUUGCACCAGAUGUUGCAUAUCGAAAUAGAUAUUUAGACGAAAUAGAACGAGAAAAAUUCAACAUCAAUAAUGGAAAUAAUCAAUGCUAUUCAAUAUCAUCUCGUAGUCAAAAAUCAUUUCAAUCGGAAUUCACAGAUGCAUUUUUAGAUCACAAAUUAAAAUCAUUAGAACAACAGAAUAGUUCUUAUAAAUAUUCAACAAUAUAUGAUUAUCUUCGUGCUUCUAUUCGAGAUAAUGAACAACGUCGAAAUUCGGCACAGCAAAAUCUUUCUCUACGUGUAAAACGUUCACAAAAUGAGGAUUACACUUUACGACGCGCAUUAGCAAAUAGAAAAUCUUCAAUAAGAAUAUCAACAUCGAGAAGCAGUUCGACUACAACGCAAUCAAUAUCAACGUAUCAGAAUAAAAACAUUAAAAGUCCGCAAAGUUUUGUUAACUACAUAAACUAUUCUCGUGUAGCUAAUUCAAUUAAAUCAAAUCAAACAUGA
Molecule: messenger RNA, 729 nt
Organism: Rotaria socialis
Lineage: Eukaryota; Metazoa; Rotifera; Eurotatoria; Philodinida; Philodinidae
Source: the annotation of a GenBank genome assembly